AUGGAAAGUUUAAGCAUAAUGCAAGCUAGCUAAGCAUAGUCACCAGUAUUCUAUAGAAAUAGACCAAUUUUUAGUUGCUGUUGCGGUUUUUACUUUGGACGUUGGAAUAGGUUUAACUUUAUGAUCAAAGAUAGAGAUUAGACAAUGCAUUUCAAAUCAUAAUCGAUUGAUGUUUAAGUUCAUGACAUGAUAGCCACCAUCAACAUAUCAUAAGUGUUCCUAAAUGAAUUAUAAGAUGCAGUUGAGGCAACCUACGAAUUCCCAACAGACCCCGAUGUUGUAGUCUCACGUCUUGUGAUCGAAAUGGAUGAUAGAGUAAUUGAAGGCAAGAUCUUGGAAAAAGAAAAGGCAUAGGAAAAAUACGAUGACGCCAUUGCUGGUGGUAAUGCAGCAGUCCUAGUUAAAGAGAAAGAUUAAAACAAAGAUUUACUUUAAAUGACAAUAGGUGGAAUCAAUCCCCAGUAAGAGGUUAAGGUCAAUGUAUAGAUGAUAAAGCAUUUAGAAAUAGAGGCAGGCGCCUAUUGUUUGAGGAUUCCGACUUCAUAUUUUAUCAAGAGUUACAAUGAUGUAAAAUUAGUCCAAGACUUCACUGCAAAUAAAGAUAAAUUCUCAACAAAAUAUUCUUUCACGAUCAAUGUCGAGACAUCUAACCCUAUAAAAUAUCUGAGUGUACCCAAUCACUCUGAUGUCGUAAAAAACUUAACCUCAUCCUGA
Molecule: messenger RNA, 714 nt
Organism: Stylonychia lemnae
Lineage: Eukaryota; Ciliophora; Spirotrichea; Sporadotrichida; Oxytrichidae
Source: the annotation of a GenBank genome assembly